AUGGAGAGCCCUCCAACCUAUCAACAACCCAUGGGCGAAAGGCCUACUUAUGUAUCUCUGCUAGAUGAAGGGACUGCGAGCUACGAUCAAACGACGUCAUCAUCAAACACGACGUGGCAUGACGUCACAGAUCAUCAACCGUCGAUCGCCUGGUUGAUCACCGUACCUCUUGUCGUGGGGAGUAUAACGAUCGUCACCGUUAUCGGCAACGCGUUGGUGAUGGUGGCUUACAACAAGGACAAGCGCAUCCACGGUCGCGUCGCCAGCUUGCUCAUCUUAAAUCUCGCCAUUUCUGAUUUCAUCAUCGGUUUGGUCGUGCUCAGCAUCAAUCUGGCCUGGAUUACGUGGAACGAGUGGCUAGGUGGGGAGUUCUGGCUUCUUGGGGAGGUCUUCUGUAAACUAUGGCUCGUGAUCGACAACACAGCCAGCAUGUUGUCUGUCUUCACCAUUAUCCUCAUCAGCCUGGAUCGAUACUGGCUGCUCACCAAAAAAAUGCACUAUCAGAGCUUCCAAACACGAAAACGUGUCUUGGUGACGAUCUCCCUACUUGGGUUGGCCGUACUUUACCGGUGA
Strongylocentrotus purpuratus (purple sea urchin) is the source of this 573-nucleotide messenger RNA. RefSeq names its product muscarinic acetylcholine receptor M3-like. Gene Ontology annotation, molecular function: G protein-coupled acetylcholine receptor activity; G protein-coupled serotonin receptor activity. Bases 1 to 573 code for a protein of 190 amino acids. The transcript is spliced from 2 exons. Lineage: Eukaryota; Metazoa; Echinodermata; Echinoidea; Camarodonta; Strongylocentrotidae. The record is from RefSeq and is a predicted model, not a curated record. Gene Ontology annotation, cellular component: membrane; dendrite; synapse. Gene Ontology annotation, biological process: chemical synaptic transmission; adenylate cyclase-inhibiting G protein-coupled acetylcholine receptor signaling pathway; G protein-coupled receptor signaling pathway, coupled to cyclic nucleotide second messenger.